Serinus canaria (Common canary) is the source of this 1625-nucleotide messenger RNA. It is a transcript of the gene CNBP, whose product is annotated as CCHC-type zinc finger nucleic acid binding protein. The record is from RefSeq and is a predicted model, not a curated record. Gene Ontology annotation, molecular function: zinc ion binding; mRNA binding; translation regulator activity. Lineage: Eukaryota; Metazoa; Chordata; Aves; Passeriformes; Fringillidae. The transcript is spliced from 5 exons. Bases 163 to 681 code for a protein of 172 amino acids. Gene Ontology annotation, biological process: positive regulation of cytoplasmic translation. Gene Ontology annotation, cellular component: cytoplasm.
CGGCGAGCCGUGCGCACAGCGGCGGGGCGGGGUGAGCCGACGGGCCGUGUGCACACCGCGUGUGGCGCAGGCAGCGGGACCGGCGGGGCCGAGCGAGCGAGCGGAGCUGAGUCGUGCGGGGGCCGCGGCCGCGGGGAACUGGACCGCAGGUGAUCUGCAGCCAUGAGCAGCAACGAGUGCUUCAAGUGUGGCCGUACUGGCCACUGGGCCCGGGAGUGCCCCACUGGGAUGGGCCGUGGCCGUGGGAUGAGGAGCCGUGGCAGAGCAGGCUUCCAGUUCAUGUCUUCAUCCCUGCCGGAUAUCUGUUACCGCUGUGGUGAGUCUGGCCAUCUUGCCAAGGACUGUGACCUUCAGGAGGAUGAAGCCUGCUAUAACUGCGGUAGAGGUGGCCACAUUGCGAAGGACUGCAAGGAGCCCAAGAGGGAGAGGGAGCAGUGCUGCUACAACUGUGGCAAGCCCGGCCACCUGGCCCGCGACUGCGACCACGCAGACGAGCAGAAGUGCUAUUCUUGUGGAGAGUUUGGGCACAUUCAAAAAGACUGCACCAAAGUGAAAUGCUAUAGGUGUGGUGAAACUGGCCAUGUAGCCAUCAACUGCAGCAAGACCAGCGAAGUCAACUGCUACCGCUGCGGCGAGUCAGGGCACCUUGCACGGGAAUGCACAAUUGAAGCUACAGCCUAAUUAUUUUCCUUUGUCGCCCCUCCUUUUUCUGAUUGAUGGUUGUAUUAUUUUUCUCUGAAUCCUCUUCACUGGCCAAAGGUUGGCAGAUAGAGGCUACUCCCAGGCCAGUGAGCUUUACUUGCCGUGUAAAAGGAGGAAAGGGGUGGAAAAAUCAACUUUCUGCAUUUAACUACAAAAAUGUUUAUGUUUAGUUUGGUAGAGGUGUUAUGUAUAAUGCUUUGUUAAAGAACCCCCUUUCCGUGCCACUGGUGAAUAGGGAUUGAUGAGUGGGAAGAGUUGAGUCAGACCAGCAAAAACCCUCUCUGGGUUACAGGGAAGUGAUCCUAUGCAGGAGGAAUGAAAUUCUGGAAGUGUCUAAACUUCCUCAUAACUUUUAUUUUAUUACAAUGGCCUUGGAUUGUCUGACCUCAGUAGCUGUUAACACCAAGUGAUAUCUGCAUCAGGCCCUACCUAGAGCACAUAGCUGAGUGGGAGUAAAAAAACAAGAUGCACAUGCCUGUUAAUGGCCAUGAGAGAGAGAGAGAAAUCUGAAAUAAAUCUAAAAGUAACAGUAAUUCAGUCAGUGAAUGUUAAUGUUGGAGAUACAGAACGCAAUGGGAAGCUUUUGGAUAAAUAUCUCAAAGUCAAUCUGAAACCCAGACAUCAGUGCUCAUAGCAUAAACAAUUUGGAGCUAUUCAGGAGUUGCAAAUAAAUGCAUUUUCACAGAAAUCAAGAUGUUAUUUUUGUAUACUAUAUCACUUAGACAACUGAGUUUCAUUUGCUUGUAAUCGGUUUUUAAAGUAAGAUGGUAAGAGCAAUUGAAGUCCUAGAACAUAGAAAAUGUAAUUUUAAACUAUCAAUAAAGCUGGAGGAGGAAGGGGAGUUUGGCUAAAGUUCCUUUUGUUUAUUUUUGGUUUUCCUGUACACAGUGCAAAACAUAUUAAAAGGGGUAUGUGGAGGUUCA